Messenger RNA from Xyrauchen texanus (razorback sucker), 2422 nucleotides. RefSeq names its product cyclin Pas1/PHO80 domain containing 1 (gene cnppd1). NCBI's taxonomy places the organism in Eukaryota, Metazoa, Chordata, Actinopteri, Cypriniformes, Catostomidae. Gene Ontology annotation, biological process: regulation of cyclin-dependent protein serine/threonine kinase activity. The record is from RefSeq and is a predicted model, not a curated record. Gene Ontology annotation, molecular function: cyclin-dependent protein serine/threonine kinase regulator activity; protein kinase binding. The transcript has 8 exons. Bases 105 to 1241 code for a protein of 378 amino acids. Gene Ontology annotation, cellular component: cyclin-dependent protein kinase holoenzyme complex; nucleus.
AAUUGGGCGCAACGCAGUUGUUGCAGCAGAAAAGCUCCUUCACGACGCUUUUCUUCAGCCUUUCUGUGUUUUCAGUUCUUUUAAAUUAAUACUGGAGGCACGAAAUGGAUUUUGGCGAUUUGUUUGACGAGCGAACGUUCACCUUUUCUGACUUUCAGGAGUUUACAUUUCUGCCUGGACAUGAGCAGUGGUCAGAACGAGUCAGGAAGCGAUUAUAUUAUGGUCUGGAAUCUGACAGCCCACUGGAUGCUCUAUCAUGUCCCAUGACAGAUAUUGCUGUAGAACUGCUUCAGAAAUCCGCCCCAAGUCCCAUACGAAAGCUCCACAAGAAAUACGCUGCACACGUGUCUAGGGAAGCAUGUAUAUCUCCCUGCGCUAUGAUGUUGGCCUUGAUUUACAUUGAAAGACUGCGACACAGAAACCCUGAAUACAUGCAACAGAUUUCAUCCUCUGACCUCUUUUUGAUAUCCAUGAUGGUUGCCAGUAAAUAUCUGUGUGAUGAAGGAGAAGAGGAGGAGGUUUUCAAUGAUGAAUGGGGCACUGCUGCCAAGCUGGACAUUCACACUGUCAACACCCUGGAGAUGAACUUCCUCAGUGCGAUCGAUUGGAACCUCUUCACUGAGCCCAUUGACUUUUUUAAAGUCCUCAGUCAGGUGGAAGGCAGCAUUGCGGAGCGACAGGGUAUGAAGCGAGGUUGGUUCACGUACACGGAUCUUUGUGUUCUACUGGAGCAGUCUAAUUGGAGGGAAGCUCUUUCAGCCAUCUACCAGCACUUUACUAAGGUUACCUGCAUGUUGGGUCUCCUAUACUUGACUAGCAUAGCUGGUCUCAUUGCGUCUUCUGUGGUGAUCCACCAGCUUGGCCGUUUCCCCAACACCAGUCGCACGUAUUUGGGACCCAUGGAGCACAAAUCUAUUCAGACACCAGCACUUUUACCCAAUCUCCAACCGGAAGCGCCCAGCCCUACCUCGAACCUCCGCUGCUGCAUCCUUACCAACGACAGUUUGAAGCCGCGCACUACCGUCACACCAGAACACCAGGACUCCACCUAUGGGACCACGGUUCUUUGUCUGUGGGGUUCCAUCCUCUCUGCUCUGUCCUACUCAAACCCUUCAUUAGACAUACAGCUACAAGACUGUUUUGAUUCUGAAGUGUUCUGUCAAGGUCAAAUGCGCAUUCAAUCCAUUGGGCGCAAUACUUCGACAACUCAUCCUUCUCAGUGGUACACCCAUCUUAAAUAACAUUGGCUCGGGUUAACUCCAUUUAGCGAAGGUCCAAUGUUUCCAGACCCCAUCUUGGCUCCAUACCCCAAUUCCAGAGACAUCCAUAUUGUCCAGAGACUACUCUGCCACUUGGGAAAAUGCCAUCUCUCCUAUUUUCUGGAUAGACAAAGGGUAAUCCUCAUAGAGGAUUGAAAUAUCAAAGUAAAACAAGUUUACAGUCACAGUCAGCCAUUAUAACUCCUUUGGUUUUCAUUGUUUUUGUAUUGGAUCAGCCAUAUUAGUUGGUCGAAACCUGGUUGUUGCAGUAUGUUGGCAGAAGGUGGUAAGGAGGUAUAUUAUAUUGAUAUGAAUUUUGGCUUGCGGGAUGCAGUGUGUAAAUGCAGUUGGAACGAGCAGAGUUUAUUUUUUAUCUUUAUGAAUAGGUUAGUUAUGGUUUUGGGUGUUGGUUAAAGCAUUCAAGGCAUCCAAGCAAAAUAAUUGUUAGAACAAAUUAACAUUACAUAAGAACAGGCAUUUUCUAAGAUGCAAUGAACCCCAUUUUAAGAAUGUGAGGACGUUUUGAAUAGUUUGCCUGGCCUUGCAUAAGAUGCCGUAGAUAUACUCAGGAGGAUUGUAUUGUUAUGAAGUUCCUUCGUGUGAAAGCAUUUAUUUUUAAGUUUGGGAAUAGUUUGGUUACAAAGGGGGAAGGGUAAAAAAGGAUUUGGUUUAAUGCUGCUUAUAGCGGCUGAGAUCUUGAGAUUUGAAAGCUUUUACAACAAAGUUUACAUGUAGAUAGUAAAUGCCAUACUUCAUCUAAAAAGCAGUCAUUUUAUAAUAUGGUCAAUGGGUUUUUUUUUUUUUUUUUUUUUUUAAAAAAGCUUUGCAAGUAGCAAUUUAUUUGAGUUGCCAAACAAGCUAAUUUAAUAGAAUAAUUUUGGUUCAUUGCUUGACCAAAUCUUUGAACCAAGAUAAAUUUUGGACUGAUGUUAUGCUCCUUUUAUAUACUCAAAGCAUGCAAUAUUUUGUCCUUAAUUCAACAGGUAUUGGUCAUAAAGAACACCCUUUAACUCAUUUAGUCAUCUCUUUGAGUACAUAUCCACCAUUAUUUGUUGAUGGUGUCUAAGUCUUAAAAAAUUUGUUCCAUUUGUAAAAGGUUUUGUAUAAAAUGUAUAGCUGCAACAACUAAAAAUGAUGAAAAAUAAAACAAAUUCUUAAAAUAA